CUUUUUAUAUCAUGGACUAUCAAAAAACUGUAGUAAAAAAGUACGCCAAAGUACAAAACACUAAGAAAACUUCAGAAACAAAAUACUGGAAACGAUUUAGAUCACCUAUUGUCAUCAAAGAAUAUGCCAGUGUUACUUCUAUCAACUUCUCUCCAGUAGCACCUUAUGACUUUGCUGUCACUUCUUCAACUCGUGUGCAGAUCUAUUCUUCCAAAACACAUCAGCCUAAAAAGACUAUUUCUCGGUUUAAAGACACUGCUUAUUCAGGUAGUUUUCGUCAAGACGGUAAGCUUCUUGUUGCUGGUGAUGCUACAGGCCUUGUUCAAAUGUUUGAUGUUGGCUCCCGUGCUAUCUUGAGAUCCUUUCGAAUGCAUGCCAUGCCUGUUCAAGUAACACAGUUCUCUACCAACAAAGCUAAUAUUUUAUCUGCAUCAGACGACAAAACUGUACGUAUUUGGGAUAUUCCAACAGGCGAAAGUGUCAAUGUGUUUGAAGAACAUGAAGAUUAUGUUAGAUCAGGUCUCGUCAGCUUGGAGAAUCCAAAUUUGUUUGUCAGUGGUUCAUAUGAUCAAACAGUCAAAGUAUGGGAUAUGCGACAAAGUGAGAGUGUCAUGACAAUGCAUCAUGGAGCACCUGUUGAAUCUAUCUUGAUGUAUCCUAACGGUGGUGCCAUUAUUUCUUCAGGUGGUCCCACCAUCAAAGUAUGGGAUUUAUUAAGUGGUGGACGUUGUAUGCAUACUUUAAAUAAUCACCAAAAGACAGUGACCAGUAUGUGCUUUGAUGGAUCAGCAUCUCGUCUAGUGACUGGUUCAUUAGAUCAACAUGUCAAGAUAUAUGAUGUACAAGACUACAAGGUAGUCCAUAGCGUAAAGUACCCAGCUCCUAUCUUGAGUGUUGGUCUUUCACCUGACGAUACCCAUCUUGCAGCCGGUAUGGCCAAUGGUCUUUUGUCUAUCCGUCAACGCCAAAUCAAAGCAUCAGAAAAAGCACUCAAGAAACAAAAACAAGACUAUAUCAAGGGUGGUACUUAUAAAUACUUUAUGCGUGGUCAAGCCAACACAGUUGCCAAAGAUGAUUUUGUGGUAGAAUACACAAAGCGACAAAAAUUGAAGAAAUACGAUCAAUUCAUGAAGGUCUUUCAAUAUGCUCAUGCUUUGGAUGAAGUGUUGAAGACAAGCAGUCAAACACCUGUUGUGGUUGCUGCUGUUCUUCAAGAACUCAUUCACCGUGACGGCCUUAAACAAGCCAUUACAGGUCGUGAUGAUGUAUCACUAGAGCCUCUUAUGCGCUUUUUGAUUAGAAAUAUCCAUCAUCCUAGAUUUACAAACCUGUUGGUGGAUGUCUCAGAAACUGUGAUUGACUGUUAUACACGCGUCUUUGGUCAAUCACCACUUAUUGAUGACUUACUAUCACGUUUGACUGUUAAAGUCAAGCAAGAAAUUCAACUUCAAAAAGAUCUUUUAGAGACAAUGGCUACACUUGAUAUGUUGUUUACUAAAUCAAGUGCAGCUAUUACCAGUAAAUAAACGUGUGAAGCAAUUUUCAUGUGAAAAAGCCUUACAAAUAUAAAUCCAC
Molecule: messenger RNA, 1575 nt
Organism: Gilbertella persicaria
Lineage: Eukaryota; Fungi; Mucoromycota; Mucoromycetes; Mucorales; Choanephoraceae
Product: WD40-repeat-containing domain protein
Exons: 4
Coding region: 12-1526 (504 amino acids)
Biological process (GO): positive regulation of transcription by RNA polymerase I; rRNA processing
Cellular component (GO): nucleolus
Molecular function (GO): protein binding
Source: RefSeq, a predicted model, not a curated record